UUGUAUAUUCACUGCCAUUUUAUUUGUUUGUUUAUCCUUUACGCAAAGUCUUCGCACAUUCUUGUUAUAUUUAUCAUUUGUCCUCCUCUUCUCGAGCCUUUUCCCUUCCUCAUAUAAUUAUCACUUCCCGUGUCUCCUCUCACCCUAUUACUCUCACGGUGUCGCUAGAGGAAAUGCCUGCAUGCCAUUCCGACUCAGAGAAAUGGUUUGCAACAUCACCACAACACCGAAUGCAAUUUGCAAAGAAGUGAACGCGGAGAAGAGAGGUGCAGUGCCAUUGCUCCAGUCAGUCAGCAUGACACCCAAGAGAUGGUGACAUAUAGCAAAAGUGCCUCAGAAGAUGGUGACACGCAGCACAAGUGCCCCAAAAAGUAAUGACACACGAUAGAAGUGCCACAUCACAGUGCCAGCUCUAAUGAUGAAGACGUCAACGGCCACUGUUUUCUUAAGUUUGGUUUGCCUUGCGUACGUCUCGUGUGCUCCUCUGUUCGGAUGCCAGCACCACGCCGACUGUUUCCCCGAGGAGUACUGCGAGUCGGAGGGCACGUGCCGUUGUCGGGGAGGAUACACGCGAGCUCCUGACGGUCGGUGCGUAGCGAGUCGAGUCGGGGAAGUCGGAUGUAUGCACGACUUCGAUUGCGCUCGUCCGGACUUCGUCUGCCGUAACGGAAGUUGUCAUUCUCCCGAUGAGGAGAAGCGAGAGAGCGUGCAAAAAAGCCACAUUCUUGUCCAGCCAUCACCAACCGUGCAGGACGAAGAGGAAGUCUCCGUUGAGGAAGUGAAAUGGUACAGGAACAAGAAGAGUGUGGGGGGAAUCACGUUCAUCAUCGUCCUCUUUCUUCUUAAGACAGUGACAAUCAACAGAAUCGAAGCAGCGUUCAGAAAAUGUCGGCUUCUGUUGUCAAGGUGCCGGGGCGAGAGAGAAUGCGUGGAUCCUCCCGUUGAGGUUGACGAGUCGUCCGACUCAGCUGUCGCUCCGGUCGCCUCCCAGGAGGCUUCCGACACAUCGUCCUUUUCGUCCGAGGUCAGCCGCAGCAAUAUUGAAGGCCCUUCCGCUCCGGGACUUGAAGGCCAUGAUCAUUCCUCCGUCCGAGACAGCCAUUCCGAGUCGCUGCCUUGGAUUGAUCUUUCUGGCUCCGACGUCCUCCCAACGCCGCGAGCACCGCCUUCGGAGAGCAACAGUGCCGCUUACGGGAGGGACAAUCCGCCUCCCUAUUGUAGCCUCCAGCCUCUGUCAUGCACGCUCCUUGACCCUCCUCCGUACGAAGCCCUCCGCUCGCCUCUGUACUCCCUCCAACCACCCUCCUACGAAGAGGCCAACCUAGACGCAGAUAGGGCAUCCCCAGUCUCCUCUACGUCGACGCCCCGAAACCACGCUUACCGGAUAGGCGAUCCUGCCAUCAAUACUCCUGACAUGGGCAGUGACACGGACAUGGCAUCCGACCAAAGGAGGUAUUAGGUUCCUGAUCCUCGAGAAAGGCGAGAGAGAAGGAACUAUUAGGACUCGCAAGACGCACUUAUGACUCCGAGACCGAAGGAAUCGCUGCGUUCUACAUUUAUCGAUCGCAUUCUUGCAGACAUCGCCUUGGAACAAAAGGACCAGAUGCGACAGACUCGUCCAAACAAUAAGGAAUGCCUUAAGACAAUGGAUAUAUGUUGAGAUACAAGUGUACCUGAACUAAUACUUAAUGAUUACCACCAACCGAACUCUGUGAUUAUAGUAUUAAAUUAUUACAGCGAAUAGAAACGCUUCAGAUGAAGAUAAAUCAUUAUGCAGGCAUGUGGCAAUUUAAUGGGUUACUGAGUGGAAUUCUAGUCACUGUUUAUGCUAUGCCUGUAACCGUUAUUUCAGCUUAAAUGUUUGGCACUGGUUUUAAUGCUCUGGCACUGUCAGUGUGGUGCACCAAAUGGACUAACAUAUUAUGAACAUAUAUGCACAUAAAAUAAAUCAAUGAGUUGUUAAGUGGACACACAUACACAGACA
Molecule: messenger RNA, 1984 nt
Organism: Penaeus monodon (black tiger shrimp)
Lineage: Eukaryota; Metazoa; Arthropoda; Malacostraca; Decapoda; Penaeidae
Exons: 3
Coding region: 416-1459 (347 amino acids)
Source: RefSeq, a predicted model, not a curated record